Molecule: messenger RNA, 3726 nt
Organism: Hypomesus transpacificus
Lineage: Eukaryota; Metazoa; Chordata; Actinopteri; Osmeriformes; Osmeridae
Gene: gdpd4a
Product: glycerophosphodiester phosphodiesterase domain containing 4a
Exons: 16
Coding region: 717-2522 (601 amino acids)
Biological process (GO): lipid metabolic process
Cellular component (GO): membrane
Molecular function (GO): glycerophosphodiester phosphodiesterase activity
Source: RefSeq, a predicted model, not a curated record
CUUAAACCGGUAAAGAAUUCGUCGUUAUCUUGGAUUCAUUGAACAAGCCUAUCUUAAAUUUGAUACCCUGUGGUCAGUCAGUGUGCUCGCGGAUUAUGAAAAGCAGCUCGCGCAAAGCAAAAGCUUGGCUCUAUAGCCUACAAGUACCUUUCAUUCUCUUUGAAUAUUCCUGUAUGGUUAUUUCAGCAUUUCUGAUCAAUUCAAACUGCAGCAAGACUGAUGUAAUUACUAGACUGAAGGAUUAAUUAUGUUUCCUGGAUGAAGUCCACAGCUUCUCUGUGGUAGCCUUAACCAAAAGUCCCUGGCUUUUUAACAAUCUACAUAUACGAAAAACAGUGCUUAAUAAUUUUUUCCCUGCAGAAAAAGAUAACAUAAAAAUUACCAACAUGGUAGCUAGUAUUUUGCUGAUAGAUAAUCCGCUUUUUUUCUCUAAAGCUAACCGUCAUAUUUAAAAGAUAUGUACACUACUCGGAUGAAUCAGUGUUUACUUUUGGGGGAGGGGAGAAGGUUUCACACAUCACUGACUGAUGUGUUUACACACCAAUGUGAUGACAGAAAAAGUUUCGCCAUCAGAGAGUUUUUCAUCCCAGAUUAAACCCAAGUAAUUUGUCAGUGUUGGACGUACAACGGAAAUGCAGUGUACUUCUCUGCCUGUUCAGCAGGCUCUUGGGGUUAUGUUGCUGUAUGUUUAAGGUGUGUGUGUAUGUGUGUGAGCCAUGGCCUCUCCUACCACGCUGUCUAAGCUGAAACUGGGCAGGUUGCGAGUGGUUCGUCAGAAGUUGCUUCAGCGCUACGAGCACCAGCCCCUGGUAUCCUGUCUGGCUGGCCUGUAUGGUUGCCAAUGGAGACGCUACCAGAGGACCCGUGUCCAACCGGGAGACUGCUGCUGCAGCAAGUUGGAGGGUGCUAGUUUAGUCCUCCUCGUGGUGACCUGUUCACUCACCCUGGUGUUUCUGUAUUUCUGGAGCGAAGCACAGAAUGACUACAAUGAUUUUGACUGGUUUAACUUUGGGAACCUGGGCUUCUGGUUUCCCUGGUCUGUGGUGUUACUGGUCAUCGCUGCAGCCUUCUUCACCUAUGUCGCCGUGCUGCUGCUGUUGGCGGUGUGUUUGCUUGCAGAGGGGCAGAAGCUCUACCUCCACUGGGGACACAAGAUCGGUAUCCUGGUAUCUUUGGCCUUUUCUAUCGUGGCAACAGCCGUCCUCUCAGACCUAUGGAGCAAAGAGUGGACCACACUUCUCCUGUCUUUCCAGGUGACCGCGCCGUAUUUGCAUGUGGGCGGAGUCUUGCUGAUGACGCUCUUGUCCUGGCCAAUAGCCUUGAAUUUCUUCCGCAUGAACAGGAAAGUUGGACGAGGGCUCAUGGUGGGGGUGUAUGUGUCCGUCCUGGGGGCUCUGUACCUGGUGCCCCUGGGAGUGUUCUCCCCCUGCAUCAUGGAGGAGGGCAGGCUGGGCCCAGCGCCAGCUCUCAUCGGACACAGGGGAGCACCUAUGUUUGCUCCAGAGAACACCCUCAUGUCAUUUGAGAAGGCGCUGGAAGCUGGGGGACAAGGGCUGGAGACUGACGUCACUAUCAGCUACGACGGCGUGCCGUUCCUGAUGCACGACCGGACCCUGAGGAGGACCACCAACGUCCAGGACGUGUUUCCCAACAGGACGGACGCGCUAGCGGCCAUGUUUACCUGGGCUGAGCUGGAAGUGCUCAACGCGGGCUCCUGGUUCCUCUUGCAUGACCCGUUUGGCACAGCCAGAUCUCUGCGUGCUGAGGACCGGGCGUGGGCCCAGAACCAGUCGGUCUGCACCCUCAAGGCCUUCCUGGACCUGGCUGCCCGGAGGAACAAGCUGGUGAUCUUUGACCUGUACAGGCCGCCCAGGGGCCACCCCUACAGGGACACCUGGAUCUCACGCACCCUGGAGGUCAUCCAGAACCAGUCGUCCAUCCGCUCCAGUCAGGUGUUGUGGCUGCCUCCAGACCUACGAGCCCUGGUCCAGGAGAGGGACCCUGACCUCCAGCAGACCUCAGGCAGCCUGCUCACCCUGGAGGAGCUGCAGCACAACCACAUCGUCAAGCUCAACCUUCACUACAGCUCCAUGUCCACCCAACUCAUCAGUGAGCAUGCAGCGGUGAAUAUCAGCACCAACCUGUAUGUGAUCAGCCAGCCCUGGCUGUACUCCUUGGCCUGGUGUGCUGGAGCCCACUCCGUCACCACUAACGCCCCUCAGCUGCUCCGCACCCUGCAGAGGCCCCUCUUCCUCAUGACUCCUGAUGAGUACAGUUUAAUGUGGAUCCUCACAGAUCUGGUCUCCUUCCUCUUCAUCUUCCUCAUCUCCAUUUUCCACUGGUGGAGAGAGCGGGACCUGGCGUUCUGCUCCGCCAGUGACACGACCCUGGACAGCGGCACCUACAGCAAGUUCCCAACAGAACUGAGUGACGUCUGGUCCAUCUCCAGCGUCACCAUCCUGGGAGACGCUCGCAGUCCAUUGGUCACCGCCCCAAACCUGGCAACCGUGUCUGAACACUGACAACCCCCUCUGUGAGAUGUUAUCGCUCCGCACACGUUUCAUUUAGACCAGGUGAUAUACCUAUCUGUAGGUUUUCGCUCCAACACCAGUCUAGCACACUUGACUCUGAUCAGCUGGUCAAUCAAGUAACUAGUGUUGAAUCAAAAACCGACAGGCAGGUAGCUCUCUAGGAACAGGGUUGGAGACUCCUGAUCUGGAAUUUUUUUGCGACACAAAGCAAAUACUAUACAGGAUAGUAAGAAUCAGGUUUGAGCGACUAAAUGACACUUUAAGGGGCGGUUCUCUGAGCUGCUCACUGCAUUCCCGAUGCGGCACUUCUUGGAUAUCAGAAUAUAUCAUUUAAUCUCUUAAUGUAGUAGAAGGUUUCUGUUGUGAAGGAAGAAAAAAAGUUACCUUUUUGAUUAAUUUUAAAUGUCUGUGUUUGUUAAUGGCUUUUAAAGUCUUAAUUUAAAUGCAUUGCUAUAGUGUAAUCAGUAUUUUGUAACUUUUUCAAACAUUUCAGUGUGUGUGUGAGGCAUUCUACCUAGUUUCAGCAGUUUGAAUGUAAAAGUAUGCUUGCCGUAAUAACCUUAAGACAAAGCACUUAAUCUCAGUAAAUUUGAAAGCACAAUUGCGAAGCAUCUCUUUGUAAAUCCUUCUGGUAAGGAUGAGAUAACAAAAUCAAACUAAUGAGAAAUAUAUUUUUUUGUUGUACAAAUUUAAGUGAAUUCUAUCCGAAAUAGCAUUUGUGUUAAAUGGUUGGAAGUGAUUGUCCAGUCAAUGUAAAUCCCAAUGAAGGCUCAGGUUCCCCCUAUGUCCAGUCAAUGUAAAUCCCAAUGAAGGCUCAGGUUUCCCCUAUACCUAACAAAAAGGGCGGGAAAACGUGAGGGAAAACAAAAACGGGUUUGCAAAAAAAUAUUUGCAUUAGCACAAAAAACAAAUGUAAUGUUAGCAUUUUGUGCUAAUGCUAACAUUUUGGGGCGAAGCCCUUUUUGUUUUCCCUCACGUUUUCCCGCCCUUUUUGUUAGUAUAGGGGGAAAAACACCAAGUGUGUUCUUGUUAUAUGCCACUACAAAAAUGUAGUUUGUGUUUUGCCAAAGAUGACUAUAUAAAAAAAACUGUACUCUGAAUAGCAAUACACAACUAACUGUGGUACCUUUCCGCUACAUUGCUGUGGCAACAUUUGACAGUCAUGUAAAAUGUGUUUUGGUAUUACUUUUCAUUC